CCACCUCUCAUCACGCAUCAUGGGCCAAGCCGCGAGCAACCCGGGAGGAGCUGGCAACGACCCGAACAAGGACAAGAAGCAGGAGAAGAAGAAGUGGGAGCCGCCUCUGCCCACCCGUGUCGGCAAGAAGAAGAAGCGCGGCCCCGACCCGAGCCAGAAGCUGCCGGCCGUGUACCCGACGACGCGGUGCAAGCUCAAGCUGCUCAAGAUGGAGCGCAUCCACGACCACCUGAAACUCGAAGAGGAGUUUGUCGAGAACCAGGAGCGCCUCAAGCCGACCCUGACCGAGGACAAGUCGGUCGAGGAGCGGACACGCGUCGACGACCUGCGCGGGUCGCCCAUGUCGGUCGGCACGCUCGAGGAGAUCAUCGACGACGACCACGCCCUCGUGUCGAGCUCGAGCGGGCCCGAGUACUACGUGUCGAUCAUGAGCUUCGUCGACAAGGACCUCCUCGAGCCAGGUUGCGCCGUCCUCCUCCACCACAAGACGCACGCGAUCGUCGGCGUCCUCCAGGACGACACGGACCCGAUGGUCAACAUGAUGAAGGUCGACAAGGCGCCGACCGAGAGCUACGCCGACAUUGGUGGUCUCGAGCAGCAGAUCCAGGAGAUCAAGGAGUCGGUCGAGCUCCCUUUGACGCACCCCGAGCUGUACGAGGAAAUGGGCAUCAAGCCUCCCAAAGGUGUCAUCCUGUACGGCGUGCCCGGCACGGGCAAGACGCUCCUCGCCAAGGCGGUCGCCAACCAGACGUCGGCGACGUUCCUGCGCAUCGUCGGCUCGGAGCUCAUCCAGAAGUACCUCGGCGACGGCCCCAAGCUCGUGCGCGAGCUGUUCAAGGUCGCGUCCGAGAACGCGCCGAGCAUCGUCUUCAUCGACGAGAUUGACGCGGUCGGCACCAAGCGGUACGACUCGACCUCGGGCGGCGAGCGCGAGAUUCAGCGCACCAUGCUCGAGCUCUUGAACCAGCUCGACGGCUUCGACGACCGCGGCGACAUCAAGGUCAUCAUGGCGACCAACAAGAUCGAGUCGCUCGACCCGGCCCUCAUCCGGCCAGGCCGCAUCGACCGCAAGAUCGAGUUCCCGCUGCCCGACAUCAAGACCAAGCGCUACAUCUUCAAGAUCCACACCUCGCGCAUGAGCCUCGCCGACGACGUCGACCUCGAGGAGUUUGUCCACGCCAAGGACGAGCUCUCCGGCGCCGACAUCAAGGCCGUCUGCACCGAGGCCGGUCUGCUCGCGCUGCGCGAGCGCCGCAUGCGCGUCACGAUGGCCGACCUGCGCGCCGCGAGGGAGAAGACCAUGUUCGCCAAGAAGGACAACGGGCCCGAGGGAUUGUACCUGUGAAGCGCUCCUUGUGCUCCCCCCUGUACAGCCGUCGUCCCCUGCAACCCGAACCGCCUUUUUCCUC
Molecule: messenger RNA, 1409 nt
Organism: Rhodotorula graminis WP1
Lineage: Eukaryota; Fungi; Basidiomycota; Microbotryomycetes; Sporidiobolales; Sporidiobolaceae
Exons: 10
Coding region: 20-1345 (441 amino acids)
Biological process (GO): proteasome-mediated ubiquitin-dependent protein catabolic process
Cellular component (GO): proteasome regulatory particle, base subcomplex
Molecular function (GO): ATP binding; ATP hydrolysis activity; proteasome-activating activity
Source: RefSeq, a predicted model, not a curated record